Molecule: messenger RNA, 1335 nt
Organism: Impatiens glandulifera
Lineage: Eukaryota; Viridiplantae; Streptophyta; Magnoliopsida; Ericales; Balsaminaceae
Product: pumilio homolog 12-like
Exons: 5
Coding region: 1-1335 (444 amino acids)
Biological process (GO): post-transcriptional regulation of gene expression
Cellular component (GO): cytoplasm
Molecular function (GO): mRNA binding
Source: RefSeq, a predicted model, not a curated record
AUGGAUGAAUUCUUCAACCCAAACCCUAGUUCAUCAACUUCCAACAAUUCCUUUUUCUAUUACGAUUCAAUUUCCAUUCCAAUCAAUGAUCCCGAACAUCUUCGACUGCAAUCUCAGGCGAUUGAAAAUAUGUCCAAUUAUCCUCCUUGGAGUCUCUUCUCUGAGAAAAACCCUAGUUUUCGAGAAUCGCUCGAAAGCCUUGUCGAUGAGGUGAAUAGUUUGAGUAUUGAAACGGGCGCAAGAAACAUUGAUCCCCGUUUUGGAAUAUACGAGUUAGAUGAAAAUCCUAAUUUCUUUAUGGCGACUCAAGCAACGUUCAAUAAUCGGUUUCAACCAAUUUUAGGUUUACCUCGUGAAGAUCCUAGAAUUUUCAAUGGGAUUAUUUUAAUGUUGGCCAAGGAUCAAUAUGGGUAUAGGGUUUUGGAGGAUGCAAUUGAGGAGGGGUAUUUAGAAGAUAUUGAUUUUAUGUUCAUCGAGACUAUUAGAUAUUUUAGAGAGCUCAUGAUUCAUCGUAUUGGUAGUUCUUUUGUUCGGAAGAUGUUAAGAGUAUGUAACCCUCUAUAUAUCACUCAGAUUGUUUCAUUGGUGGUUAGUGAUUUAUCGCGACUCUUGGAAAUUUGUGUUGACAAUUAUGGAGGUGUAGCGAUUAAAAAACUUAUAGAUUAUGUGUCGAUGCAAGAACAAAGAAUGAUGUUAGUAUCGGCUCUUGGGUAUAUCACACUUGAUUUGUUAAAAGAUGCUAAAGGUCAUCAAGUUGUUCAACAUUGUUUGAUGUCUUUUAAUAACGAAGAGAAUAAGCCGAUAUUAGAUGUGAUGGCGGAUAAUUGUUUUGAGAUUGCCAAAGACAAAAUCGGUUGUUUUGUCUUGCAAUAUAGCUUGUCGGGUGUAAGAGGAUAUUCAUGGAACCGUAUGGUUAAUCAAAUCAUCCAUAAUGUAUAUGUCCUUUCAAAAGAUCCUCACGGAAACUAUGUAAUACAGAAUGUAAUCAGUUUACAAAUUCGAGAGGUAAAUUCUCACAUGUUGUCACAAUUAUCCAAAAAGUUCAUUCUUCUCUCGAUGAAUAAGUUUGGGAGUAAUGUGGUGGAAAAAUUCUUCAAAGUUUGCGACGAUGAUCAGAAGGAGGUAAUCGUAAAAGAGUUUAUGAACGUUCCGAUAUUUUUGAGGUUAGCCGAACAUCCAUUUGGAAACUUCGUAGCACAAGCCGCAUUGAUGAAUUUAUCGGGUAACAUUGUGCAGGAACUGGUAUCUUUGGUUAUGUCGCAAUAUCAUUAUUUGAGAAAUCAUCAUUUUGGAAGAAAUGUGUUGGAGAAGGCUAGACUUAUUAAUUCACAAUGA